UUGCUCCUUGCUUUAAAACAGGUUAAAUUUUUUCUCGGCCGUGUUUGGGCCAAGUCCACUGGCCAGCCACGUCCGGACACUUUCAUUGUCGACACUGACGGCCGGAUUCGUGCCAUCACUCGUCUUGAUCGUGAGCAAACAGACGCCUACUUGUUAGAGGUGCGUGCUUGUGACUCGGCAAGUGAUCGUCCACGUUGCAGUCGACUCAAUGUGACGGUCACUGUGGUCGACAUCAAUGACAACCAGCCUGUCUGGCAAUUUCCCCGUGGCCUCGACGCCGCCAUCAACAUCACUUCUGAUCUGCCUGCAGGCGAGAUAGUGGUUCGGUUACUGGCGACGGACGCCGACGCUGGAGAGAACGCCAGACUGCGCUACUCACUCAUCGAUAAGAGCCGUCUCACAGGUGAAAUCAAAAGCCGCCAGUUACUUCCUUAG
Molecule: messenger RNA, 435 nt
Organism: Protopolystoma xenopodis
Lineage: Eukaryota; Metazoa; Platyhelminthes; Monogenea; Polystomatidea; Polystomatidae
Source: the annotation of a GenBank genome assembly